GGGCGGUGGGAGAUCUGUGGAAGCACCCUAAGUCCGCGGGAUCGGAGCGCGGCCGUGUGGGUCAGGCGGGAGCCCAGGGCAGGGCCCUGGGGUACUUCAUCGGGCCCUGUGGGGGUCUCGGUCCCACUGCUCCGCAGCCGCUGGCCUGGGCUCGCUGCGGGCGCCAUGGUUACCUGAGACGGCCUGCCAAGGCAAUUGCUAUAUACAAAAUUACCUCAGCUUUUUGAUGAGCAGACAUGGCUGUCACGCUGCAUACUGAUGUAGGAGAUAUUAAAAUUGAAUUGUUUUGUGAGCGAACACCGAAGACUUGUGAAAAUUUCCUGGCUCUGUGUGCUAGUAAUUACUACAAUGGCUGCGUAUUUCAUCGGAAUAUAAAGGGCUUCAUGGUUCAGACAGGGGAUCCAUUAGGGACUGGGAAAGGAGGUAACAGCAUCUGGGGAAAGAAGUUUGAAGAUGAAUUCAGUGAAUACCUAAAGCACAGUGUCCGUGGGGUGGUUUCAAUGGCAAACAAUGGCCCAAAUACCAAUGGAUCGCAGUUCUUCAUCACUUACGGCAAGCAACCACACUUAGAUAUGAAGUACACUGUCUUUGGGAAAGUUAUUGAUGGCUUGGAGUCCCUGGAUGAGCUGGAAAAGCUGCCUGUGAAUGAGAAAACCUACCGACCUCUUAAUGAUGUUCGCAUUAAAGAUAUUACAAUUCAUGCCAACCCUUUUGCUGUGUAGCCACAAACAGUCUUGACACGUUCUUUAGAGAUUGGUCAGGUCAACUGCUGGGUGAUUAUGGUGGUUAGAGUGUCAUUAAAAAGGGGACUUAACCUUGAUCAUACCUUUGGUCAUUGAAUGCAGGGUUUUCAGGUGCUGUGACAUUGUCUGGGAGUUGUCACAGGGGAGUCUCGUGCUUCAGAAGACAGUUUUUCCAGAGUAUAUUCCUUGAUUUUGACUUCUAAACUUUGCUUCUUGAACUUGUAAAACAAGAAAAGACUUUCAAAAAUACAUAUAUUUUUGCAAACCUU
Anas platyrhynchos (mallard) is the source of this 1012-nucleotide messenger RNA. RefSeq names its product peptidylprolyl isomerase like 3 (gene PPIL3). The record is from RefSeq and is a predicted model, not a curated record. Gene Ontology annotation, biological process: protein peptidyl-prolyl isomerization; protein folding. Gene Ontology annotation, molecular function: peptidyl-prolyl cis-trans isomerase activity. NCBI's taxonomy places the organism in Eukaryota, Metazoa, Chordata, Aves, Anseriformes, Anatidae. Gene Ontology annotation, cellular component: catalytic step 2 spliceosome.